Vigna unguiculata (cowpea) is the source of this 866-nucleotide messenger RNA. Its product is annotated as profilin-1. Gene Ontology annotation, molecular function: actin monomer binding. Gene Ontology annotation, cellular component: cell cortex. The record is from RefSeq and is a predicted model, not a curated record. NCBI's taxonomy places the organism in Eukaryota, Viridiplantae, Streptophyta, Magnoliopsida, Fabales, Fabaceae.
ACCUGAGAGAGUGAAAAUAGGGUAAUGAAAAGGGUGUAAACGUAACUUCAUCGCUAUAUAUAGUUCCGUGAUAUCAACGCAGCAGCUGAGAGAGAGAUAAAGAUAGAUAUACAGAGUUACAGAGAGUUCUUCAAAUCCGAUCACCGAACACUCUCGAAAAUCCCCAAAACAAUCUGAACCAUGUCGUGGCAAGUUUACGUGGACGACCACCUCCUCUGCGAAAUUGAGGGAAACCACCUUACUCACGCCGCUAUCAUCGGCCAUGACGGCAGCGUUUGGGCUCAGAGCUCCAGCUUCCCUCAGUUUAAACCUGAGGAAAUAACUGGGAUCAUGAAUGACUUUAAUGAGCCUGGAACACUUGCUCCCACUGGAUUGUAUAUUGGUGGCACUAAAUAUAUGGUCAUCCAAGGUGAACCUGGUGCUGUCAUUCGAGGCAAGAAGGGUCCUGGUGGUGUUACCGUCAAGAAGACCAAUUUGGCCUUGGUCAUUGGCAUUUAUGAUGAGCCCAUGACUCCGGGUCAAUGCAACAUGAUAGUUGAAAGGCUUGGUGAUUAUCUCAUUGAUCAGGGUCUCUAAUCCCCUCUUUGUGACUUGUUAUAGUGCAUAUUUCAUUGGCUUCUGUACAAGUUUUUGCUUCGACCUCUACUGGAAUGCUUUGAUUGCCGUGUAAUAAUAUUGUUGGGUAUCAAAAGUCAGGGCAUGUGCGUGUUGCGAAGAAAGUGUUUUGGUGCUUAAGAAUUAUGACUAUUAUUCUCUAUGAUUGUACUUUUUUAGUGGGGUACCUGUAUACAUUACACUGGUUUUAAAUUUUAUUGAUAUGGUAUAAUGGUUCUCACAUUUAUCAGAAGUUGGCAGAUUCUUAUCCA